Pelobates fuscus (common spadefoot toad) is the source of this 1551-nucleotide messenger RNA. Its product is annotated as asialoglycoprotein receptor 1-like. NCBI's taxonomy places the organism in Eukaryota, Metazoa, Chordata, Amphibia, Anura, Pelobatidae. Gene Ontology annotation, molecular function: signaling receptor activity. The transcript has 10 exons. The coding region runs from base 63 to 956 and encodes 297 amino acids. The record is from RefSeq and is a predicted model, not a curated record.
CUGUGUAGUCAUUUUGGACUUAAAAACAAGUAAAUGUAGUGAGUAAGCAUUUGAAUUCAACCAUGGACCCAGACUGCAGCAUAUGCAACGAGAAAGCCAACCAGCGUAUGCUGUUUGAAGAUUCAGAGAAGUAUAACAAAACUAAACGUCCCUUCUGUCUGCCAUACAUUCUACUGGCAAUCUGUUUCUUACUGAUCCUUGGACUAUUCAUAUAUGUCUUAUAUACGACACCAACUGCAUCUUCUCAGUUAGAACUCAAAAGCAAUCUUAGACUCUUGAAUGAUAAAGUAACUGAACACAUUAACAAUUCCAUGCAAACAGAAGAGCAAUUAGCCAACCACUCUGAUGAUAUUGGCAUGAUAAAAGACCAAGUUGAAGGGAUCAAAGUACAAACAGAAAUCCACAAAGAAAACAUAGUCACCCUUGGCACUUUGGAAAAAAAAGUUAAUGAAAUCAGCGAAGCACUUACAUCGUACAUGUCAGUUGUCAAUACAAUACGUCAUAAAGUUGCUAUCCUCUCUGGUCAAAUCAACAUGAACGGAACAUUUGCAGAAAAUACAUCUUGUGAAAUGGACUGGGAUCAUUUCGCUGGUAGCUGCUAUUACUUUUCCACUGAUUCAUCUGAUUGGGAAGAUGCUAGGACUAUGUGUAAGAACAAAGAGGCUGACCUUGUUGUAAUUACCACUACUUUAGAGCAGAGUUUCAUUCUCUCUGAGAUUAUUAAUAAGGGCAGUAGACGUUACUGGAUUGGUCUGCAUGACAUAAAAACAGAAUCUGCGUGGAAGUGGGUUGAUGGAACAAACUAUGAAACGGCAUUCAAGAACUGGUCUGACGGUGAACCGAAUGAUGCUAAUUAUAAUGAAGAUUGUGUUCAUACACAGCCUAACGGAAAAUGGAAUGAUGUACAUUGCACGUAUAACACGGAAAUGUAUGCCAUGUGUGAGAAAAAAAUAUAGGAUUCCUAAGUCCUCCAUGAAAAUAGCUCUGUGAAGGGCAGAGCUGAUGGGUGCCUGAUUAAGAGUUUGGUAAUAAACAGUUUGUUAACGGUUUAGCUGCUUGAAAUAAGCUGGUGUCUGGGACCUAUUCUCACAAUAACAUUAUUCCAAUGAAGUUGUUAUGGUGCCCAGAGUGUCAUUGAAGCCAGGUUUUAAGUCAAUAACAAUUUCUAAUUUCAGCACUACUACUGAUUGAAGUUAGAAAAUGUUAUCAAUCGGGCACCAAAGCUGGAUUAUAAUAUUAUUUUCUAUAUCUUUGUAAUUCAUCUCUCAAGGUCAUGUGGGACCUAUUUUGAUAUUACUGCUGACUUCUAAUUCUCUUCACUUCCCAGCCUGUAGCUUUAGGAGUUCUUAAAUACAAUGCAUAUAAUAUAUGAUACAUAUAUACCCCCAAUUACAACAUGCAGAUAUAAAUGCAUACAUGUUUUAAUGGGGUAUAUCUACUAGAUUGUUAUAUAUUUUUUCCAUUUGAGUGUUCCUUUAACUGUAGAGUCUGAUUAAUAACCCUUCACCACUUAUCAUUAGAUUCAUAAUAAAGUCUUCUAGUUACAUAGUG